Molecule: messenger RNA, 909 nt
Organism: Penicillium canescens
Lineage: Eukaryota; Fungi; Ascomycota; Eurotiomycetes; Eurotiales; Aspergillaceae
Product: RTA1 domain-containing protein
Exons: 2
Coding region: 1-909 (302 amino acids)
Cellular component (GO): membrane
Source: RefSeq, a predicted model, not a curated record
AUGGAUAUCGUUUACCACCCCGGCGUAAAUGGAUCCGAUCCCUGGGUCGAGUUCUAUCCCUAUACACCGUCUGCCUCAGCCGGCUAUGCCUUCGUGGCAAUCUUCGGAAUCUCAACAAUCGUCCAUUUAGUGCUGAUGUUCCCCUUCCGUGCUGCAUAUUUUAUACCUCUAGUGCUAGGUGGAAUAUGUGAGGCAUUCGGUUACUACGGCAGAGCAUGGUCGCAUGAAUCUCGAACGGACAUCAAGUCAUGGGCAUUACAGGAAAUGCUCAUCAUGUGCGCUCCGCCACUCAUCGCCGCUACAGUCUACAUGGUCCUCGGUCGUGUAAUCCGCUCCUUCGACGCCGAACACCUGUCAAGCAUGCGAGUCAAAUGGCUCACGUUUGUCUUUGUCAUGAACGAUGUUCUCACAUUCUGUACACAAAUUGGCGGUGCUGGUGUCCAAGUCACCGGGGAUGCCAAGGUCAUGGAUAUCGGCAAAAAGGUUGUUCUGGCCGGACUGAUCUUCUCCCUGGUCGUGUUCGCCAUCUUCAUCUACAUCACGGCGAAGUUCCAUCGACGACUCCAGCAAAUGCCUACGCCUCUGAUUAACCAUAACCCUGGUCUUCAUUGGCAGCGGUAUAUGGUGGCGAUCUAUGUCUCUUGUUUUGCGUUGAUGCUUCGAAACUUGGUGCGGACUAUACAGUUUGGUGCUGGUCGAACGGCUGAUGUCAAUACUAAGGAGGCUUAUAUCUAUGUUUUUGAUGCCUUUUUAAUGUUUUUGACUAUGCUUGUGCUGAUGGUUUAUCAUCCUGGUCGACUUAUUAAGAAGGCUCGUUACCUCACCAAGAUGGGUAUGUUCGAUGAGCGUAUGGGGGAGCGCAAUUCUGCUCAUAUACUGUUGUCGGACACUGAAAUGGGUCAACGCUGA